CGGUAUACAUAUACUCUGCGCGAGACUAGCUUCAGUUUCCUGAUUUCCUGAUGUGCAGGCGUAUCUGAACAUGAACCAAAUUAACAUUAUAUUAUCAACUAGUUUACCUACCAGGUUGGAAUUUCGAACAGUCAAUCGCGAAAAAAUUGUAAAAUUUCUUUUUUUUCACUGUUCGUCGUUGUUGGCGCUUGUCAUGUUUACAUAGGACGAUCACGUGCGAUUGGAAAACAUUUAUCACGCACUGGUAAUAUAUUUAUUUAAUUGUCAAUUUUUUUGUGAUUUUUCGAAAUUCGAAAUGAAUGAGUCGUUUCAACUAGACGUCUGGAAAGGGGAUUGGGGCCUUCCUUCUGUCGAUCUUAAGUGCUUAAAUAUUUUGGUCUAUGCCAAAUUUAGUGGAGUACCGCUCAAGAUAAAUCCUACUAAUAAUCCAUUUCGGACACCAAACGGUGCGCUACCUGUUCUCCGAUGUGGUAGCGAGACUUUAGACUCAGUGAAAGAUAUAACUGCAUUUUUUCGAAAAAAGAAUUACACAGCUGAUUUUAGUCUUACUCCUAAACAAUGCGCUGAGGUCGUCGCAUAUGAUACUAUGCUUAAGGAGAAAAUUUACCCGGCACUGCAAUAUGUUUGGUGGGUUGAUGUAAAGAAUUACAAUGAAUUCAUACAGCCAUGGUACGCCAAAGCACUACCUUUUCCUUUGAAUUUCUUUUACCCUGGUAAAUUUGAAAGACAAGCUAGGAACAUGAUGGAAUCGCUGUACCCAACUGAAGGCGAAAUCAGUGCCAUAGAAAAUGCGGUGUAUUCUGAAGCACAGAAGUGCUUGACACUGUUAUCGACUCGGCUGGGAGAAAGAGAGUAUUUCUUUGGCCCUCACCCUACGUCUCUGGAUGCAAUAAUCUAUUCAUAUCUUGCACCUUUGUUAAAAGCUCCACUGCCAAACCCUGCAUUGCAAAAUCACCUCAAAGCCUGCACAAAUUUAGUCAAGUUUGUAACUCGUAUAUCUCAGAAAUACUUUCCGGACAUAUGUCAAGAAUAUGAGAGGAAAAAAGCUGAAGAAAGUGUUAGAAAAAUGCGAAGAGAUUCAGAGAACGAAUUUCCCCACAAGAAGAGAAACCAAUUCCUUGCUGGCGUUUUUGCUACUGUAGCCAUGGUCGGUUAUGCUUUAUCCACCGGCAUUGUUGAGGUAACAAGAAAUGAUGACCGGAUGUUGGAAGGGCCACCGGACUACAUGCUUGAAGAUCACACUAGAGAUGAGUAGUAUUUCGAUAUCAAAUUGAAUUUUAAUCUCCAGAAGUGAAAACAAUAAAAAUUGUAAGAUGUUAAUAAAUGGCCUUUAUUUUGGAAUAAUGUUUACCCGCAAACUAGUACGUAGUCGUUCAAUACUGUAAAUCACAACUUUUUAAAUCACUAGCUGUUUCUUUCAACUGAGAUUAUUCGAGUGAUUUAGUUUAGACUUAUAAUCAAUAUUUGCAGUUAUACGGUGAAGUUACUCAGAUAAAUUUUCAUAAAAAAAACAGUUACUAUCACGGUGCAACGUAUUAUAAACGGACCAAUGAUUAUGAAAGAAAAUAAAAAAGAAUGGCUUACA
Messenger RNA from Neodiprion fabricii, 1585 nucleotides. Its product is annotated as metaxin-1. The coding region runs from base 296 to 1255 and encodes 319 amino acids. The transcript has 5 exons. Gene Ontology annotation, biological process: mitochondrion organization. NCBI's taxonomy places the organism in Eukaryota, Metazoa, Arthropoda, Insecta, Hymenoptera, Diprionidae. Gene Ontology annotation, cellular component: SAM complex. The record is from RefSeq and is a predicted model, not a curated record.